Messenger RNA from Paramuricea clavata, 1705 nucleotides. The record is from the annotation of a GenBank genome assembly. Lineage: Eukaryota; Metazoa; Cnidaria; Anthozoa; Malacalcyonacea; Plexauridae.
AUGGCGACAGUUGAGGAACUCACAGGGAUCGUUAAAGGACUAGCUAACGUGGGAAAGUCCCAGCUACUAGCAAACCAACACGAUGCCCAAGAAGCAAAUCGACAACACAUCGAAGCACUAACGAAAACUGUCGCAGAUUUAGCCACAAAUUUCCCAAGUUCAAGCCAUGUUGACACUUUGAAGUUGCCUCAAGUGGUUUUACCACGCUAUACAGGUAAGCCUGACGAACAACUUGACCAUUUCCAACGCUAUUAAAAUCUUCUGGAGUUCCAGCUAAACAUUGGACAACCUAUCUUAAGCAACAGGUACAGCAAGAUUUACGUGCUUAUGAUUCUGUUGUGUUUGCUGAAGAAUGUAAACAUGCUCUUGGAGAGGACCCUGCCAAUAUUACUAUCGAACAGUAUGAAACGUACUUUAACCUUUUCAAAGCAUCGUUAGUUAAGAAACGUGGAAAACCUAAAGAUGAACGUAUAUGUGAAUUACUUCAAGUCUACUACAACCUCCAACAAAGUAAAGCAGAACCUGUUUCAACUUUUGCACAUCGAUUCUGUGACAUUCAACACAAACUCGAGAAAUGUAUUCCUGGAAUACACUAUACAGGCACGAAUGAUCAUAUCGAACUAAGACAUGCAUUUUUGAUAAAGCUUCAACCGGAAAUUGGGAAAGCUCUGAUGAGCCGAGACGCCAAGUAUUCUUCUUUAUCUGAAGUUAUUGAAGCUGCUAACAGAUUUGAACAAAGUUUUCCCCCAUUACCUCUCCUUUCAGCAGACUAUGUUGACCCAUUUCGUGAAGACAAAGCUAUGUUAAAAGCCAAAUCCUGUUACAACUGUAAUCAACCUGGUCAUUUCAAAAGAAACUGUCCUGCUUUGUACAAUCCUGGGACAAACCAAGAACGAAAACAAACAUUUCGUGGAAAUACUACCAGUCAAACCGAAGUGUGCCUCCAGUGGAAUCAACAUGUCCCUCGCUCCUUACUUCCUGAUAAUCAAUGCAAGUUUCAUCGAGAACAUGUGUGUCUGGUUUGCAAAAAGAAGGGAUGUAAACAACUGUUACACAAAGAAGAUAAGUUGCCUACACAAAGUCAACUGGAAGAAAGGCUAUCAAGUUUUUUUGCUCUAAAUUGGAAACUGUACUUCCAAAUCCAAAACCCCCUACCCCACCCACCACCCCUGCUGACAAUAACCCACCAGCCAGUGAUUAUCCCCUAUUUGGCAUGCCAUCCAUUGCAGCCAAUUCUGUUGAAAUUCCUGACUUGAGCAAGAAGUAUAUAAUGUGGACAAAAGUCAAAUCAGUCGGUGUUGAACUUUCGCUGCCUCUUGAUACUUGUUGCUCAGUGUCGCUUUGUAGUUUGACCCAUGCUGAACAUGUCCAACAAAUGCAUCUAGACCUGAAAAUGACCAAGCUUACCAAGCCAGUUGCAAUUAAUGUUGCUAAUGAAGAUGCUGUUUUACAAGGGAUCAGGGAAAGGGAAAGGGGCCCAGGGAAAUCUUCAGUACAUACCAUUUUGGUUGUACCCAAGUUAGCUUGGCAUGUUUUGUUUGGUAACAAUCAUUUAGAAGCCACCAAUGCAAUUGUUAAACACCAAGAACGUUGCUAUAAAGUGCCCAAGGGAACCUCCUGUCUGUCCUUCUGGAAGAGUCGAAACCAAUGUCAUAUCCUUGAGUACAGUAGUAGAAACCCCUCAAAAAUUAUCACCUGGUAUUAA